AAACACCCAUUUAUUUUCUUUUCAUACCAACAAUACAGACUUCAAAAGCUUUCAUCAUAAACACAUCCUCUUUUUUGAUCUAAUCAAAUGGUAAUGGCUAAUGAAAAAAACCAUAUUUUUAUAGAUCAUCAUCAUGGUCAUGAUGAACAACAUCAACAACAUCAUGGUUAUGAUCAUGAUCUUAAAAGAUGGGAUAUCAUUAAAAGUAAACAUGAACAUGAAAAACAAUAUUCAUGUUCUUCAUCUAUCGAAGGAUCUUCAACCAUAUCAAACGGAUCAUCAUCAUUAACUUGUUCUUCAUCUUCGACAUUUGAAACAACAGAUGAUGCAUCAUCUUCUGCAAAUUCCAGUGGAUCUUCACUAUAUGAUUUAUCAGACCUUAUGUCACACUUACCAAUCAAAAAAGGCCUUUCAAAGUUCUACCAUGGGAAAUCAGACUCAUUUACAUCUCUAGCAAGGGUCACAAGCAUAGAAGAUCUACCAAAAAAGGACAACAAUACAUUCAAGAAAAUGAAGUAUAAAUCUCAUACACUGCCUAAACCAAUCAUCACAAAGAAAAAUUCAAGAAAGAAAAAGUCUGGUGCAACCAAGAAGAAGGAACCCAAGGAGUAAUUUUGGUUUUAUAUUUUUAUUAUAUGUUCUUUUAAUGGUUUUGUAGAUAUUUUUUGGUGUAAAUAUAAGCCCUUUUGUUUUGUAAAUUAUUUCUUAUGAAUGAACUUGGAGAGGAGCUUAAAAGGUGGUUAUUACAUUA
This is a messenger RNA of Erigeron canadensis, 751 nucleotides long. Its product is annotated as dual specificity tyrosine-phosphorylation-regulated kinase 1A-like. NCBI's taxonomy places the organism in Eukaryota, Viridiplantae, Streptophyta, Magnoliopsida, Asterales, Asteraceae. The transcript is spliced from 2 exons. Bases 88 to 612 code for a protein of 174 amino acids. The record is from RefSeq and is a predicted model, not a curated record.